Lactuca virosa is the source of this 2055-nucleotide messenger RNA. NCBI's taxonomy places the organism in Eukaryota, Viridiplantae, Streptophyta, Magnoliopsida, Asterales, Asteraceae. The record is from the annotation of a GenBank genome assembly.
CAGACGAGAACAGAAGUCGGCGUACACGUAAGAUAUUGUUGCUUCUUGCAAAGCGAACAGACAAAGGCAGGGCAGCCUUUCGGAGAUAUCAAGGGACUUCAUCUCGACCACUCCGAACUUCCUUAUUAACGUCCCUCUUCUCAUUUUCAACUCACAAGUCGACCGAUCCAUAGCUUCCGUGCAUCUGUAUCUACGCGCACAAACUCAUAUACACUGUGCGUGUAGUCCACGAGUAUCAUGGCGACGUUUUCUCCAUCGACACAUUGUCCAUCGUCGUCGGCUUAUUCGAAUAGUUCGUCCGUCAUGAAUGGUAGUAAUCGGCUUCAACAACGUAUAGCGUUAUCCUCAAUUCUUCCUAAACGAUGUCGUUCAAGAAAGUUGUCUCUACAACAAUCAUCCAACGGGGUCUCACUCUCGAAAGCUGUUCAUGUUCAAGAUGGUGCUACAAACAUGAAAACAUCCCCUGUUGAAAAUGAUGGUCCUGUUAAGAUAUUGAAAGAUGGAAUAUUAUCCGUACCAGUACCACCCCCAGAAGAAGUCAAAGACAUUGCAAGCUUUGAUUUUGAUAAAGACAAGUCUAGUGUCAGUAUAACAGUUGUUGGAGCCUCAGGUGAUCUUGCAAAAAAGAAGAUAUUUCCUGCACUUUUUGCGCUUUUUUAUGAAGGCUGCCUCCCUGAGCAUUUCACGAUAUAUGGAUAUGCACGAAGUAAGAUGAGUGAUGCUGAACUUAGAACCAUGGUCAGCAAGACACUUACAUGCAGAAUUGAUCAAAGGGAGAACUGCGGUGAAAAGAUGGACCACUUUCUUGAAAGAUGUUUCUAUCAUCCUGGUCAAUAUGAUUCUGAAGAAAACUUUUUGGAGCUUGACAGAAAGCUCAAGGAACACGAGGCUGGAAGGGUUGCAAAUCGCCUGUUCUAUCUAUCAAUUCCACCAAAUAUUUUUGUAGAUGCAGUCAAAUGUGCCAGCUCAUCUGCAUCCUCUGCAAAUGGAUGGACAAGGGUAAUUGUGGAAAAGCCAUUUGGUCGGGAUUCUGAAUCCUCUGCUGCAUUGACAAGGUCCCUCAAGCAAUACUUGGAUGAAGAUCAAAUUUUCAGGAUAGAUCAUUAUCUUGGGAAAGAGCUAGUGGAGAAUCUUUCAGUCCUUCGAUUUUCCAACCUAAUUUUUGAACCCUUGUGGUCAAGACAAUAUAUAAGAAACGUACAAUUCAUAUUUGCUGAAGAUUUUGGCACUGAAGGGCGAGGAGGAUACUUUGACAAUUAUGGAAUAAUUAGAGACAUUAUGCAAAACCAUCUGCUUCAAAUGUUGGCUAUUUUUGCCAUGGAAACCCCUGUGAGCUUGGAUGCAGAAGAUAUCAGAAACGAAAAGGUGAAAGUUUUACGUUCCAUGAGGCCUUUGCGACUUGAUGAUGUGGUGGUAGGACAGUAUAAGAGUCACACAAGAGGGGGUGUUAAGUACCCGGCUUAUACAGAUGACAAGACUGUGCCAGCUGGCAGUCUAACACCAACUUUUGCUGCUGCUGCUCUUUUUAUUGAUAAUGCCAGAUGGGAUGGAGUGCCCUUUUUGAUGAAAGCUGGAAAAGCUUUACAUGAUCGAAGGGCUGAGAUACGAGUGCAGUUUAGACAUGUACCUGGUAAUCUGUACAACAAGAAUAUUGGGACAGAUCUUGACCUGGCAACAAAUGAGCUUGUGAUCCGUGUGCAGCCUGAUGAAGCCAUAUAUCUCAAGAUCAACAACAAAGUCCCUGGUUUGGGGAUGAGAUUGGACCGAAGUAAUCUUAAUCUUCUCUAUGCAGCAAGGUACUCAAAGGAGAUUCCUGAUGCGUAUGAGAGACUUCUUCUGGAUGCAAUCGAAGGAGAAAGAAGGCUUUUUAUACGGAGUGAUGAGCUGAAUGCAGCCUGGUCUUUAUUCAGUCCUGUACUGAAGGAGCUUGAAGAGAAGAAGAUUGUGCCUGAGUAUUAUCCGUAUGGCAGCCGGGGUCCUGUUUGCUCCCACUAUCUUGCCGCCAAGUACAAGGUUCGGUGGGGUGAUAUUGGUUCAGAUCAGCAGCAAGUGUAA